AUGCCAGAGCAGGUUCGAUGUUAUGGAUUUCCAGUUAUGGCUCUCCACGGAGUGAUAUGUGCAGCAACUCUUCUGACUCUCUUCUCGCAAGGUAAGAACCCUCCUCGAUGCUCGCACCUGAACCAGAUCCUCCGAUUUCUCAAGUUUUAAAAGAUGUGUUCAAAUUGAUUACAUGUGUUUCCGCUGUGCAAACCCUGCAUGCAAAUUUUUCCUAUCAGGCCAUUUUAACAGUAAAAUACACUAAAUCAACGUAUUUAGUGCAGCCUGCUGUGUAUGGUCAAAAUGUGCUUGAAUGAUGUUUUGCAAAAAGUCAAAUUAAGGAGGAAACAGUGGGUACAAACUUGUCUCAAUAAUUAAAACAACUACUUUAGAGCUUUUGAAAGCAAAUGAGUCUUUGUGCCAUCCCUCAGGAUUGUGUGAUAAAAAUCAAUUACUAAAUAUUUAUUAAACUAUAACCUGACAUGAGUAAAAAGAAGAUUUAUCCUCAUUCAUAUGUUGUUUAAAGAUAGGCGACAAUCUUUUAAAAAAUGUGAUAAAAAAAAAAACAUGCUCUGGAUUGAACUUGAGGUUUCACUUUUCAACUUUACAACUUUGCCUUGAGGCUAAAAAAAAGUAAUGAUUCCUUCACAUCCUCUCCUGUACGUCUCAGAUAUACAUUGUGAGCUCGCGCAGAGGCUGCAUACAGCUGUGUUUUUCUGUCAAUCGCCCUUUUAAAUACUUAUGAUCAACCUUCAACCUAAAUCUGUCGCUAUAAGUCACAAGGAUGUAUAACCUGCAUAUAUAUCCUCAAACCAAAUGAACUGACAGCUUCAAACAAUCGUUCAAUUUGAGUUUUAUUCCAAAAUGAGUCAUUAGUUUCAAGACUAGUUUCUUAUAUUUAACAUUUGAGUAAAUAUUUCGAAUAUAUAACAUUCUUAUAUUUAACAUUUGAAAAAUACGUGUAAAUUUGAAUUAAACUUCGUUCUUAUUGAGAAAAACCUUGAACUCCACCCGAGGCUUGAUUUUUCUGUUUGAUGUCAAAGUUUACAUAUUCCAGUGGAAAUUAUUUUUGACACAUUACGAUAAAUUAAUCAGUAUUCAUUUAUCAAAAAUUAUGCAUUUUUAUUUUCUCUUUUUGAGCAAUUUAAAGGUAAUCCAUUUUUUCAGAGGUGUUCUGCAAGUGAACAAUCCAAAAUCUAGAGUGCCGAAUGUUGUAGGACGUACUGACAAGAUCAAUUUGAGUCUUUCAUAUAAUUCAACCCUGUGACUUCAAAAUCAUUAAAGAAAGACUGCGGUUUUUCCACCGAGGAACUUGGACUAAAGACAACUUUUUUUUCAUGUUUUACAUGUGGUUAGCGCACACACCUCUCUGUGCUGGGAUUACAGACUUCAUUCUCUACUCUCCACAUUUCCUGAUCCAAUAGAGGCAAAGAAAUGCCCAAAAAUAACUUUUGAAAAAUAUCAUUUAUUUAGAAUAGAGUAUUACAACUCUAAUCUGCAGCACUCCUCUGUGGAUAACUCACUCCAGAGGAAACAGAGUACUCCUUCAGGUGAUUUUAGGACAUUCUGAUCUGCAAGAUCUCCUGACGUCCAGCAAGUUUCAAUCAGUGCAUUUCACAAGGCAGAGACAUACAGAGGAAAAACUGUUGCGUGAUAGACUGAUUGUGUUUGCUCAUGGUGUUUGAGGAACACUGAUGUAGGUACAAGAUAAAUCUUGAUAACAGCUAAGAAAUAUGUAGAGAGAUACAAAUGCGAACAAGGCAUUUAAAACCUCCAAAACAAGACUUUGGUCCAAGAUCAUGACCAGAGAUUCUUUUCUAACCUGUAUAUCAGACAGUAUGUGUCACUGAAAAUAAGUUUUGGCUCCUUCAGAAUAAAUAAGUGAAAACAAAAGUUUAAUUACCUGAGCUGCUGAUGUUUGGUGCUGUUCCUGCAGCACAUAUGACUCAUUUUAAAAGGUCUUGUGGUUGCUGAAAUCGAGGAAUAAUUGUGGAAGGAAGGGCUCUGAAGAUCAGAGAUUAAAGCCACUUGAAAAUGCUGUCAUCAACACAGAUGUCAAUCAGCAUCACUCAGUUUAGCGGUGGUGGGUCACAGGUUGCCACACCUUAAGUAGCCGAGGAAAAACCAACUUCUGAGAGAUUGAGGAGAGAAUGACAGAGCAGAAUCAUUUUUGUUAGACGGUGACUUUUCAGAUUAAAAUAAUCAAACUCAAAAGAAGAGGUUGACUCAUGCAUGCUUUUGCAUUUGAGGUUCAUACAUAGUUCAACCUUUUUUAUAACCUAAAUGGACCUACGAAUAUAUCACCUAUACAAGAGUCAAACAAAAACCAUUAACCCUCACUCCAUCAUCUUACGGAUUAACUCAAACUGGUCUGACCUCAAAUGCCGUUUUCAAAGCGAACUUCAAACCCAUCCUGGGGCAUACCAUGAGUGCGUUUACAGUGACUUGAACCUUACAGGUCUUUUUUCAUGCAUAACAGUAGAGGAUGUUCAUAAACCCUGCAAGCUAAACAAGUAUUGCAUAAUGAAACUUUAGUGGAAGCAAACCGGCUCUUUAAAACAACUACAGUCUGCAGUCAGACGUAAAGGAGAUUACCAAGAUGCCUCGAGACUCGAUUAGACUUUUGGUUUUAGUAUCCCCACGAUUACAUAAUACUAUCACUUCAAUGAGUUCAGAGUGCUGCGUCUACUGACAGACCGUAUUCAUAGACCACAGGAUGUAGCCUAUAGGGCUGAGAGGGGAAGUCCUCUUCAUUAACAUUGCAUUUUCUGUAACAUCGCAGGGGCCUGUUAACCUGGAUGCAAAAAAUCUAAUUGUAUGGAAGUCAGUGAAAAAUGAGCGUGCUUCAGAAUUUUUUUGAUUGACAAAAUGAAAUAUUUAACGUGAAUCUUUUGGUCUAAGUGGCAAGUGUGAAGUAAGCAGCAACCUUCCAGAGUUUCAAAAUUAAGUCAUUUGCAGGAGUGCGUAAAAACUGUAGUUCCUUGGAUGUCCACUUGGGGCUGGCCCCAAAAGCAAAGGAAAACCCAAAACUUAUACUAAAACAGCUAUUUUUAAACUAGAUUCAUCACAUCCAGAACCUUUUAUUUGUCUUUUUUUUUUAAAGAUUAUUUCUUCAAAAUGUUUCCCUAUUCCCCAAAUAGUUUUGUGUUUUCAACAUUUAUUUUAUCAUUUCUGAUUUCUUUAUUCUUACAAAAAAACUAUGUUUUGGAAUUUAUUUGUGUUUUCUAAAGAAUAUAUUUCAUGUUUGUGAGAAAUAUUGUCAUGUUUUGGUAAAUGUUUUUGUGUUUUAUGAAAUAUUCUAUUAUCGCCUUCUUAAAAUAUUUAUGCCACUGACCUAAGGGCCACAAUACUAAUUCUAUUUCUUACAUACAAACUUCAACUGAUGGACAUGUGCAUUCGUUGCUGCAUGAACUCCAGAUCAUUUAAUAGUAGACGCUGAAGGCUUGUAACAUGCAGAGACUGUCAUACAAAAUUAAAUUAAAAAAUAAUUAAAAAAACAUGACUCAGUUUGGACAUAUGCACUUGUCCUUGUUUUGAGGUGCAUCUUUGUUCAUGUGUAGAGUUCCUUAUAUUUGGAUGAAGACUUGUUUCCAUUAAGUGCAUUGUCUACUUGUUCUGUUCCCUCGUUAGGUCCAAUCACAUGACUGUUUUAUCUGCGUGUGAGUAAACUAUGUAACUCUGGCUGUGAUACAUCAGUCAAUAUCUGCUGACAACUCUCUACUCUGUCUGUCAUCAUAUAUUAUGAUAGAAACACAAAAAAAAAAAGACAUUUGAGAGGAAAAUGUUCCUGUGUGUCCUUAAACUAUACAACCCAUGUUCUGGUAUGUGAAAAAUCCUGUAAGACUAGGCCUUAAAACCCGUCUGAUGGGACCUCUACACACUCACACACACGCAUGCAGCCCGUCGUCAUGCGAUGGGGAAAUCUGUUACCACAGUGUAAGAAAGGUCAAAAAAGAAAGGUACAGAGCAUGACAACACCACCCUCUAACCAACAAAUAACAGCGUAGGUGUUAUUUAUCAUGCUGCCAUUGCUACCACUGACAUUUUUUGCUUGUUUUGAAGGAAGUUUUCAGGACUUGUGUUACAUCAGGGUUUAAUGAUAGGUGCUGUCAAUUAUCUGGUACCCUCAUUGUUUGGCUCUAUGCAUGAAGAAUGGCAUGAACUUUAUAUGUGACAAGCCGGACUAAGGUGACGGAUUGUCUUCAAAUGGGGAACUACAGAGGCCUAUCUCUUUUAUUUUUGUUCCUUUAAAAAUAGAACCACAUCUCAGUGUCGGCAUUUAUGAGUGAAAAUGGAUUUUGAAUUGUCUGAAUGAUUGUUUUCUGUUUUACAGGGUGUCACUCGCAGCUAAAUGGUAAGUCUGCUUCUAUUUUAUUGUGCAGUGAUUUGUUGUUUUCAAACAGAAAAAAAGCAAUAAACUUUGUGGACUCAUUGUGAAAUAAAAAUAGUCUUACCUUUAUGAAUCAGGGAUGUUUGAUCAGUUUGGAGUUAUCCAGCUCACUCCCACACUCACUUAAUCCUCCUCCAGGAGUUACAGAUAGAUUUCUGCAGGAGCGCAAACUUGGCUAAUGUAGCAGGAAGCAUGGAGGAUUUCUUUUCAGUGAUUGUCCCUUUUUUGUUGUUUUUAGUGUGUGGUAAGCCUCCACUCAACAACAGGAUCGUUGGAGGGGCUGAAGCGCCUGCAGGCACCUGGCCCUGGCAGGCCAGUAUCCAUGGAACCAGAGGUCACUUCUGCGGUGGUUCCCUUAUUAACAAAGAGUGGGUGCUGAGUGCUGCUCACUGCUUCGCCAGGUAAAGGACGGGAGGAAAAGAGUCCAUUUAGGAAAUGAAAGCUCAAAGUUCAGUUUCUGUACAACGCUGACAAGUCAUUGAUUUUACUGUUGAAAUGUCACACUGAGAUACUGUGAUAAAACUGCACUGAGCAAUGAUAAUAUCAAAGAAUGAUUGACAGUCUACAAAUGGCUAAGUUAAGUCUAUGUGAUUCUUGGUUUAAAAGUUCUGUCUAUCCUGAUCCCUUCAGCACCGGCGUCAGCACCAGCGAUCUGAGCGUGUACCUGGGUCGUCAGAGUCAGCAGGGAACUAACCCCAACGAGGUUAGUCGAUCAGUAACGCGAGUCAUCAAUCACCCUGACUACAACCCCCGAUCAGGUGACAAUGACAUCAGCCUCCUGAAGCUCUCCGCACCUGUUGAUUUUACCGACUACAUCUUGCCCGUGUGCCUGGCAGCCCCUGACAGCACCUUCUUCAGUGGAGUUGUCUCUUGGGUCACAGGCUGGGGUGACAUUGGCUUUGGAGGUGGGUGAUCUUGUCCUUUUUAUGCUAAAGUAGUGUCAUCUGACAAAAAAAUCUCUUCCUGCUGACCUCUGACUGUCAGAUAUGUUAUUCACUGUGAAUAUUUCAGGUGGAAAUUGUAAAAACAGCCUUUCUUCUUCAGCUGCUUGCACUGGUAUUAGUUCUUAUAUAGUACAUCAGUAAAUCCUCGCUCUUGUUUCCCAUGGUCUUGUUUGCUUCUCUAUGUCACAAAAAAGCACCAAUAUGAAUUCAAGUCUGUUUCACAAACAUCCAAAUACUCCUCACAGGAGCUUUAACUCGCCUUGUCCUCAAUUUUCACGUAUUCAACAAGACUUGAAGUGUGCCACCUAUCUUUUGGCAUACACUCUAAAAACUCUGGUUAUUUCUUCAACUCAAUUCCUGGGUUAUACGUAUUGAGUUAAAUUUCUGGGUUAUUUUUCAGAUCCAUACCCAUUUCUUGGGUCAUAUUGAUUCUAUUGUAACCCAAUUUGAUGUUUUUUUUUAAUGGAUUAAUAACUAUGGGUAAUUUUUCUGAGAGUAACCCAAUAAUUGGGUCAGACUGUUGGGUUCGAUUGACUCUGCGUGGUUUCUAGGCCUAAUGGCAAUUAAAGUGACCUUGUAAACUUUGACCUUUUAUAUAUUUUUAUUAUUUAUUUUAUAUACAAUAUGGUAUAUAUAUCAUAUAUAUUGGGGAAGCUCAGGCUAGCUACCCCAAUAUGUAUUGGGCUGGAGUAGCUCAGCAGGUAGAGCGUCCGGUCCCCAACCAGGGGUUUCGAAGUCCACAUGAGACACAUCUGUAAGGAGCGAAUUACAUCUACCAGUGUGGGUCCAUAGGCAAGACCCUUAGCACUAUGGCCUACCUCAUAAACAUAAGUGUAUUACCAUUGAAAGCCAAAUCGGCUCAGACGUCGCCCGGGUCAACAAGGUCUGCAGAGCUCCCAAAAAAAGCUCCCUAAAUGCAUAUAUCAAUUUAAUCCAAGAUCAUGAGUCAAAUUAACUCGAAGAUUGGAUUAACUUGACCCUUAAAAAGGGUUAUUGAGUCAACCCAAAAUUUGGGUUAAUUUGAAUAACCCAACAUUCUGGAUCACAAUGACUCAAUAAGUAGUCAGUCCCUUUUCAACCCUGAGGUUUUUAGAGUGUAUGAAUGAAACGUUGCCUGAUGUGUGAAACUACUUUGAGGCAACAUAAUGAAACAUAAUUUGUUUACCUACAGUGCCCCUUCCUGCCCCACAAAACCUAAUGGAGGUGGAUGUGCUGGUUGUGGGAAACAGACAGUGUAAAUGUAACUAUGGAGUGGGAAGAAUCACAGACAACAUGAUCUGUGCUGGUGUAAACACUGGAGGGAAGGACUCCUGUCAGGUGCUUAUUUUUGAUGCACAUAUUUGUAGCAGAUUUUACAUCCUGAAAAGAUUCCUCCCCCUAAAUGCUUCUCUUAUUUUGUAAAGGGGGACUCAGGGGGUCCAUUGGUAAGUAAGCAGAACAACCAAUGGGUCCUGAGUGGGGUCGUGAGUUUUGGGGAAGGUUGUGCUCAGGCAGAGUUUCCUGGAGUCUACGCCCGUGUGUCUCAGUAUCAGUCAUGGAUCAACUCUCAUAUCACCAGCGACCAGCCGGGCUACAUCACAUUUAAGUCCACUGGGACUGACAGUGACCUCAGUGUCUCCUGUCCUGGCCUGCCACCACCACCAACCACCCUGCCUCCAACAACCACACCCAGACGUGAGUACCUGUCAUGUCCAGACUGUAAAUGCCCAUUUCCUGCCUUGACUUUGUAACUUGAUAGUUUUUUAAGACAAUGUUUACAGUUUGAUCAUGGUUGAUUUAUUUCAUCAGAAUUACAAUCUCAAUCACAUCUUUUGGUGCAAAUUUCAACAGUUGGUCAUUUGAAAUCUCAACUCCAUUUAAAGCAAAAUUGUCUUAACGUCAAGAAACUUUGAUUGUGUGGUCUAAAUUUCAGUACUUAUAGUCUUAAAAAACUGUUGUUUACUUUUCUUCCUGUUCUCUCCAGCUGUAGUAUGUGGUGAAGCCACAAUGAACUCACGCAUUAUUGGUGGAAGCUCAGUCACAUCCCCUGGUCUGUGGCCAUGGGUAGCAAGCCUGCAUCAGAAUGGAAGCCAUACGUGUGGCGGGACUCUGGUGGCCGUGGAUUCUGUUUUGAGUAAUGCCAACUGCUUUUCAAGGUGAGACAACUGAGGAAAUAUCAUAAAUUGCAUGUUAUUGUCUUUUCUGUUUUGAUAGUCAAGGGUUGAAAUGACCAAAAACAACACAAACUUAGUUUUUUUAGAUCCCACAUAGACAGGAGGACAACUGAAGCAGCUUAAAGGGAUAUUCCGGUUAAAAUUAAGUUUAGGUCAAACACACCGUAACACAGAGUCAGACAUCUUGUCAAGAGAUGAAUGUUGCCAACCGCUUGCUUCUCUAGUUAUACCAACUUUAGUAACGACUGCAUGAUAACAAUACACAGAGUCACAUGCUCAACCAAAACGCCACUCUAUAGCCACAAAUAAUGCUCAGAACAGCACCUAACUUCAUCAACAGUUCGUUGUAUGGCGUUUUGGUUGAGGUUUGCGUGUGGCUCCAUAGACCGCUGUGUAUUGCUAUCGUGCGGUUGUUACUAAACUUGGUAUAACUAGAGAAGCAAGCAGUCGGCAACAUUCAUGUCUUGAUGGGGUGUCUAACUCGGUGUUACAGUGUGUUUGACCCUAACCUAACUUUUACGCCGGAAUAUCCCUUUAACUACAGUGUGCCUACAGGGCCAAAUUGUGCAUGCCUAAAAAAUAUUUAAUUUCAGACCUUAACUGCAUAAUUAUUAAAACAUUAAUGCUGACAGUCCUCAUAUGGACCAAUGGGAAUGUACUGAAUCUUGCAUGCUGAUGGCUAUAAAUGAGGGUGCAUCCUCUGGAAACCACGAAUGAACAAAAACUUUGCUUGUGCAUACAGUAGAUGUUAAAAUAUUGAUUCAAGAAAAAAGUAAAUUUUAUCCUCCAUAGGCUUUAGAGGAAAAGUCACAAGAUUCCUUAUUUUACAUCAUACGACUCCUCUGGGGACCAUGCAUGUACUGCACAUUUAAGCUUCGAGGUGAAAUGCUGUGAUGUUGUAGAUUUUUGGUCAACAGAUCAGCAUGUCCAUAAAUCUAUUUUUUCAAACAGGACUUGUCGACUUUACACUAAACAUAGCUGUUUGAUUGGACUGGAAGAGCAGAGGUCAUGUUUAAAAAAAAAAAAAAAAAAAACCCUUCAAGGGUAAAUCUGCAAAGAGCUUAAUCUCUGGUUUAAACUGAUCAAACACUCCCCCCAAUCAGUGCUGAUUCAGUUCAUUUCCCUCUCCCCAGUACACCUGUACCAUCUGAAUGGACCGUGAUUUUGGGUCGGUUGAGACAGAAUGGAUCCAACCCCUUUGAGGUGACUCUGAAAGUGACAAAUAUCACUCUGAGCAACCUCACUGGAAAUAAUGUGGCAGUUCUACAUCUGGCAUCCCAGGCCCCCCUGUCUGCCUAUAUCCAGCCUAUCUGCAUUGACAACGGGCUGACCUUUAGCGAGGGCUCCACUUGCUGGGGUGCUGGCUGGAGUUCAAGGCAUGGCGGAGGUGAGUCUAUGAAGCAUUUAACCACUACUAGACUGUUUGUAGUUUGUAUACCUCCCCAGCUAAGUCAACUGCCACCUGGGUGUGAUUGGCUUCUGACGGCCUUCUUUUUCUUGUUUUCAGCGCAAGAAUUUCUGCAGGAGUUCCAAACCACAGUUGUAAAUUGUGGAAACGACUCAACAAGUGAAAGAAUUUGUACGAAUGCAUUCCAACUUCAGGACGUGAGUGAAAAGAGCCUGAGACAGUCAAGAUAAUAGUAGACUUUGAGUUUUUAUUCAGGUGUUGAUCAUCAGAAACCUUGAUUUUCUCUUAAACCUCAUGGCUGAUCUGAGCUUCACAUUGUAUCAUUUCACCUUCAGCUGAAGAACUCUGCGAAUUGUCAUUAUAGGGAUUGGCAUUGGCAUUAUAGGGAUCAAAGCUAACUUGAUAAAGACCUUCAAGUAGGUACUUUUGUAUCACCCUAUUUUCUUGUCAAACCUAAAAACUUUCCUGUUUCCUCAGGGCGAUUCUGGUGGUCCACUCAUGUGUAAAGUGAGUGGGUCCUGGUUCCAAGCAGCUGUAUUACAAUUAGAAAACAACUCUAGCAGUCUAACACGACAGAAGUCAAAAAUGGUCUUGGAGAAACUGAGCCGCUUUCAGACCUUCUUGUCAGCAACAAUAGGGACGUUCUUGUCUCCAACCUCCAACAACAGCACCAACAGCACCAACAACAGUACUGCCACCACAGCCUCCCCUGUUAUGACCACAGCCAGCAGUAAUGUGGAUGUUCCUUACACCUCCUUCUUCAUGUUUUUUCAUCUUCUCGUCUUCGCUUUGAGUCUCCAACUAUUUGUAUAG
Messenger RNA from Xyrichtys novacula (pearly razorfish), 9687 nucleotides. The record is from the annotation of a GenBank genome assembly. NCBI's taxonomy places the organism in Eukaryota, Metazoa, Chordata, Actinopteri, Labriformes, Labridae.